Bradysia coprophila is the source of this 5517-nucleotide messenger RNA. RefSeq names its product Rho GTPase activating protein at 1A (gene RhoGAP1A). The record is from RefSeq and is a predicted model, not a curated record. Gene Ontology annotation, biological process: positive regulation of GTPase activity; intracellular signal transduction. Gene Ontology annotation, cellular component: membrane. Lineage: Eukaryota; Metazoa; Arthropoda; Insecta; Diptera; Sciaridae. Gene Ontology annotation, molecular function: guanyl-nucleotide exchange factor activity; GTPase activator activity.
AUGAUCACUGUAAUCAUUCGCCAUUCCGAAAUCGUUCCAGCCCAUAGAAAGUUUUAUAUUUUGUGCGUUUAAAAAGGCAACUCCAAACCAUCCGGCUGGAAAUACAAAAUUAUUAAUUUGAGUGUUAAAUCGAUUGCCGUAGUUCGUACAUUAUUUGUACACAUAAGUGGACAGACCGAACACUAUUUUUGUCUAAAUGAAACAAUUGAACUUAUCGUAUGUGUUUGUGUAACAAUCAGAAAUGCAAACAACAAAACUGUGACGACAUCGAAAACUAUGAGUGUUUUUAGUGAUUUCCAACGAAUGUGGGUGCAACGGUUCCCGCAAAGUUCACUGUCAGACGCAUGGGAACAGGAUGUUCGGGCUAGUUUAGACAGACAUAAACAAAAGAUAACUGAUCUGACCAGGGAAUUGGAACAGGAAACACUGUAUGUGGAAUAUUUGGAACGGCUAUUGAGUGAUGUUGAAAAAUAUCGUGAAUCGGGAGGCGAUGCAGUCAAUCCAAUUCCGAUACCAUCCCAAAAUUUAGACAAGACCAAAGAGAACACUUUGAUCUCACCAGAACAUUCAACUGAUGCAACUGAAAAAUCUGCCGCUAAAAAAGCCAAUGGCUCAUCAGUCAGCACUGACGAUGAUAUCAAAGAUAUUGAAAAUGAAAAGUCUGUUUUGAUGCAAUUACGCAAAGAUGGUGCACUGAAUCAGUGUAUCAACGAAUUGUCAUCGAAUUUGCGACGAUGUGUUAGUGAAUUGCCGGAAAACAAUGUGAAAAGUGGUGAUCAAGAAUCGCCGAACCGGCGAAACAGUCAUCACAGUGACAAUAAAACAGUGACAACACCGUCACAUUUUGUGACGGUGAUCGAGGUGAAAGAGAAUGUGUGCAGUGAAUUGUUGGAAGAAAAGAAAAUUUUAGAUAACGACAGUGAAAAAGACAUUGUUAACGAUGGUGAUGAGAAAAAGGAAAAGGAAAAGGACAAAAUAGUUUCGCAACCAUUGGCCGCCGUGCUUGAAGCAAGGAAAAAAGUACCGCCUCGACCGCCACCGAAAUACAUUCGUAGAGCGGCACCAGUCGAACCGCCAACCGUACCAACCGUAUCCUCCUCCAACACACCACAACAAUUGAAAGACUCAGACAGCCCAUCCAGUUCAUUGGAGCGUAACAUAAAACCAUCGGAAAUAUUACGACAAAAAUCAUCGGAUGCACUAGAUGUUAAAGUUACAUCGGCGUACCGUCGAACCGCACCGGAUGUCGGAAUGCAUUCCAUUUCGUCCGAAUUGGCUGACGAGUUUGGUCGAAAGGUUAUUAAGGCUGAAAGUUUGGAGAAAAAUCGCCGACCCGAUGCUAUUAAGCGAACUCAUAGUCCGACCGGAUCGACAGGAAAGGCUGCAUCGAAUUCAUCACCAACGGGUAGUUUAAACAAAUUCGGCACGGACAAGAGCACCGACAGUCCUACUGGUAGUUUGGGUAAGGCAAACAAUAAAGCCAACGAAAAUGUUGGCUCCAAAGAGUCGUUAACGUCGCAUGGACUGAUAUCGGAACGAAUGAAAAGUUACGAGUCCAUUUCGUCGUUGUCGUCCGACAGUAUGAAAGUGGGUUUGAAUGUGGAACACGAACCGUACUACGAUACCGUUCCGAUGGACAACGGUGACGGCGAUUAUGUGUAUAUACAAGCUGGUGGAACCGGAUCGACAUCGAGUCGUGAUGAUGUAUCGAAUGUUGGCAGUACGUUACCAUUACCCUCAAAUCCUAAGAAUUUCAGCAGCCAAACAAGCAUUCUCACAGAACCAGAAUCUCCAGGACGAAGCUCCAAUUACGUGAACAUUGACUAUUUUUUGUCGCAAAGUCAUGAAACUAGGAGCAGUUCGAUUGAUAGCGACGGAGAAACAUCCGACACUCCAGCGCUAAUGCGCGCUAUAUCCCAUGAUGAGCAACCGUCAACACCGGGAAUGUUAAGAAAAUUAUCGGGCGAAGGCAAUAGAAGUACUUUAAUUAGACACAUAAUUACCAGUAUAAUAGCAAGUGAGACACUGUACGUUGAAUGUCUCAAUAAAAUGAUGCAAUAUAUGAAAGCUAUCAAAGCGACAUUAACUACGUCCCAGCCUGUGAUAUCUGAAGAGGAAUUCCAGACAAUGUUUUUCAAAAUCGAUGAACUCUACACCGUGCAUACUCGAUUUUUGAGCGCUUUGCGACAGAAAGUGUCCCAAGUGGGUGAUAUAUUAGUGGGUGAAACGUUCCGAGAACUGGCUGGUCACAUCAAUUUGUAUGGGGCAUUUUUGCACAAUUAUGGCAGAGCCAUUGACACGGUGAAAAAGUGCGGUUCGAACAAUCAACAGUUCAAGGAGAUCGUUUCGAAUAUCAUUUUGAAUUCGCAAAAUGAACAGUCGUUGACGUUGGAAGAUUUGUUGCACAAACCGGUGGCCCGGGUGCAGAAAAAUGCGCUUGUUCUGCAGGAUUUACUUAACGAAACGCCACAAACCCAUCCCGACUAUUUGCCGUUAAAACAAUCUCAGAAGAUGAUCCGCAACUUUUUGUCCGAAUUCAAUUUUGUUCCAACGAAAAACAUGAUUCCCUCUGAAGACAAAGCACUGCGUCGCCUGAUCAAGAACUCGUUUAUUGUUGAACUGGCCGAAGGCAAUCGAAAACUGCGUCAUCUGUUUCUGUUCAAUGAUGUGAUUGCGUGUGCAAAAUACAAAUCAAGCGGUCGUGACCGGUUCGAAUACGAGCUGAAAUGGUUCAUCGCAUUGAAGGACAUCAUUCCUGUGUUUCUGUACGAAGAGGCAGCGGUCGAUCCCAAAGAAAACAGUCCCGUCAAUAUAUUGCACCUGAAAUCGCAGGCUUGCAUCGUACGCGAUCAGAUCAUCAUGGAGGAGAAGGAUGAAAAGAAGCAAAAGUCGUACGGUUCGAGAGCGGGCGACAAGCAUAAGAAGAAAUUGUACGACAUCGAAGCCCAGUUGGUAUUGGCGUCGCCGAAUUUAGUAUUUCGCAUCGGUGACAAGGCGAAGAAUAAGACGUGGACAUUCUUCCUCAGUUCGGAUUUCGAACGGACACAGUGGAUUGAAAGUAUUAUGUCGUUGCAGCAAUCGUGUAAUUUGCCUGGUGCCCAGCCGGUCAGCAUCUACGAUCUACAAGCUUGGAUAGCCGCCUGUCAAACAAUGAUGAAAACGGAAAUGGGUUCCUAUUUGCUACGAAAUAGCCGCGACGAGAGUCUAUUGGUCGGUGAUCUACAUCUGACCUUGCACGGAGUAACGGGCCUGGAAAGUGCGGCCGAUUUUUUCAUAUGCGUAGAAGUCGAUUCGUACGGACAUUAUUUCCGCAAGGCCAAGACGAAAUUAGUUUGUCGCAGUGCCAAUCCGGUGUGGAAUGAAUCGUUCAUCGUUGAAUUGGAGGGCAGUCAAAAUGUUCGAUUUUUGCUGUACGAAGAUCACAGCGGUAGACAAAUAUUACGUGCCAAGCAUGUCAUUCAACUGAGCCGAAAGUGGCUGAAAGAGAGCGUAUUCAGCAUGCCCGUUAAAUUGUCCGACUCAUUGACUCUGAGUUCGUCGAUUCGUUUCGUGCCGGGUGAAGUAUCAUUACGUCGUGUGCCAACAUCAAAGCCAGGUGCACUCUUUGGGGCCAAAAUGCAACAGGUUUUAAAACGUGAAAAGCGAAACAUUCCAUUCAUCAUAAGCGCAUGUAUCAGAGAAGUGGAACGUCGCGGUAUGUACGAGAUCGGAGUGUAUCGGGUCAGUGGUUCAGCAUCGGAUUUGGCUAAAUUGAAGAAAUCAUUCGAGACGAACAAUUACGAAGCCGAACAAUUGCUCAAAGAAGUGGACAUCCAUUCGGUUACAGGAAUCUUGAAAUCAUAUUUACGUGAACUUCCCGAGGCCUUAUUUACGGACCUUCUAUAUCCAAAACUUUUUGAUAUUUACAACAAAUACAGUAAUUUUAACGAAACCGGACGCAUCGACGACCUGCAACGUGCAUUUGCCGAACUGCCCGAACCGAAUCGCGAAUCAAUCAACUUCAUAUUGGACCAUUUGAUUAGAGUUCAUCAGCAGGAAGCUGAAAAUAAAAUGUCUUUGCACAAUUUGGCCAUGGUUUUCGGCCCGACUCUGCUGCGACCGGGUCCGCACACCGGCAAACACAAAGACGGCCUGGAAUCGAGCACAGUGGAUGUGAUGGCUCAGGCUGGAAUUUUAUACUGCUUCCUCUCAGCUAAGAAAUAGGUUAAAUCAGUUUUUCAUUUUUCAUUUUUUUUAGACAUUAGGUAAGCCAAUUAAAGUAAAACAAAAACGUACAUUUCAUCGAUGAACAUAAAAUAUGUUAGUGAGAGAGAUCGAUCCCGCCCGGGACAGUCGGCCAAUUUUUGGACAUUUUAAUUUGCGUUUUUUUUUUCUUCGUGGCACUUGUUGUGUGCCGAAAGACAGCGAAAUUUUUAGCUGUGAACAGCUUCGAUUGUGUUGUUUUUGUGUGGUAUCCCACAUAUGGGAUGCUUGCUCGUGUUAAGUAACCCUUGAUGUACUUUAUCGGCUCGAAAAUAAACUCUUUUCAGUGUUUCGUUGGCCGUUUAUGACAUUGCAACGGUUUCUGAUUUACAGAAAUCUUAUUUUAGUGAAGUCAGGCUCGACUUAACUGGUCACUGUAACUAAUUAAGGUGUGAAUGAUGAGACAGACUACCACAAAAAUUCGUGCGCGUCACUCCAGCUGCAUCUGAGUGAUUUUAUAAAUUAAAUUCGAAGGAUCCGGCAAAAUAUUUUUGUCGGCCCGGCAUGCAAAAAAGCAAACAGUUUUUCGGAUGACCCGAUGACUAACAAUGGGAAUUCCUUUUUUCUUAAUGCAAAAUCAGUUUCAGUGCAGACACACACGAGUUUUUGUGUUGUCAUCCAUUAAGAACACUCAGUACUCCAACACUGCGUAAAUAGCAAAGUUUAAAAGUAAUAAAAAAAAAAAAAUUGGCUCUGCCUUGGGCUAUGGAUGGAAAGAGAUGGACAAUUGUUUGGUUUUAUGAAUUUUCCGUUUUUUUUUCUCGAUUGACUGGACUGUGUGGAAAUGUCUGUGUUUUGUUUCAAGGAGCAUGCAAAUUGUGACUUUUAAGUUUUGAUAGUAUUUUUGCUGAUGAUAAUGAUAAUAAUAGUUGAUGGUGUGUACGGGAACGGACAAUGUUUGUGUGGUAUACGUAUACCCUUUUUUUUCGUUUAUCCAUCUUAAGUCGCCGCCAGGCUUUGUACAUUCGUUUUUUUAUUAUGUCAUUUAAAGCUUUUCGUUUGUUGAUUGUGUACUUUGAAAUGUAAAUCGAAUAUUUAUUUAUUGAUUUUGAUUAAGGAUUUUUUUUUUAAAUAAAUAACAAAAAAGGAUAGAAAGGAGCAGAAGAAGGAAAAGAAAAUAAAAAAAUAUUAUUGUCAAGUAGGACGUUCAUUACAAUUCGUUCGUAGAUAUUAAAACAUUACCUAGCUGUAGACGUAGUCAUUAAAUACUUUAUACAAUAAUUAAUUUAAAAGUCUAUGAGAAUACAUAAGAAAUAAAAAUUACAAAACAAAAAA